Coccinella septempunctata (seven-spotted ladybird) is the source of this 1052-nucleotide messenger RNA. RefSeq names its product cytochrome P450 9e2-like. The record is from RefSeq and is a predicted model, not a curated record. Gene Ontology annotation, molecular function: monooxygenase activity; oxidoreductase activity, acting on paired donors, with incorporation or reduction of molecular oxygen; iron ion binding. The transcript has 3 exons. Lineage: Eukaryota; Metazoa; Arthropoda; Insecta; Coleoptera; Coccinellidae. The coding region runs from base 101 to 1042 and encodes 313 amino acids.
CAACGAUGUUAACGCCAGUACUUGCUUUGGUUACAAAUGUGAUUCGUUGAGGGAAACUGAUAACGAAUUUUAUUUGAGAGGCCUUGAGGGAAGCUACAACAUGGGAUUUUGGAGGCAUGUGAAAAUUUCUUUACUGAGGAUCUUCCCUUGGAUGUCAAAGGUGAUUAGGGUUACCAAAUUUGGAGAAGAUGUCACCAAUUUCUUCAGGGGAGUUAUAAAGGAGAAUGUUGAAUACCGUGAAAAGAAUAAUUUAAGAAGGCCAGAUAUGAUAACGUUAUUGAUGGAGGCUAGAAACGAACUGGAAAACAAUUUUGAUAAGGAAGCUAACGUAGACUCUUCCUUUUCCAUAAACGAAGUUGACUCUGGUUAUGCGAGAAAAAAGAUAGAUUUAUCUGUUGACGACAUAGCAGCCAACGCGUUAGUUUUUUUCUUUGCAGGGUUUUCAACCACGACUUCCCUUCUUAGUUUCAUGACCUACGAGUUAGCUGUAAAUCCCGAUAUUCAGAAGAUACUGUUGGAGGAAGUCGACAGUUUCAAGAAGAACAAGAAAAAAUUGAGUUAUGAGGAUCUCUCGGAGUUUUCUUAUCUGCAUAUGGUUAUUUCAGAAACAUUGAGAAAAUACCCUCCCUUCUGCAGGACCGACAGACAGUGCACCAAAUCGUUCAUGAUACAACCACAGAUGGAUUCUGAGCAGGUUUUCAUCAUAGAGUCUGGCUCCAGCGUUUGGAUACCAAUUUAUGCUCUACAUCACGACGAAAAAUAUUGGCCAGAUCCAGAAAAAUUCCAACCUGAACGGUUUUCACCUCUGAAUAAACAAAAUAUUAAACCUGGCACCUACCUCCCUUUUGGAAUUGGACCAAGAGGUUGCUUGGGCUAUAGAUUCGUACUCCAAACUGUGAAAAUCAUAUUUUAUGAGCUUUUGAGUCGUUUCGAGAUCAUUCCUCUGGAUAAGACGGCCAUACCCUGUAGACUUAGCAAAAAUACUUCGCAUAUCAUACCUGGUAGUGGAUUUUGGUUCGGUUUCAAAAGAAGAAGAAAUUGACGAACUAAAA